This is a messenger RNA of Ruditapes philippinarum (Manila clam), 2861 nucleotides long. RefSeq lists its product as uncharacterized. Lineage: Eukaryota; Metazoa; Mollusca; Bivalvia; Venerida; Veneridae. Bases 852 to 2861 code for a protein of 669 amino acids. The transcript has 11 exons. The record is from RefSeq and is a predicted model, not a curated record.
AGGUCAAGGUCAUUGUAACACUAAGUGUAAAAUCUUUGUCAAGAGCUAGACAUAGGUUUGUAAAAUGUUGGUCCGAGUCAACAUAAUCGACAGGGACUUUAGAUUCUUUCUUGUGAGGAAAGUAUUCAGCUGGCUUACAGAACGUUGGUAGUUCUAAUCAGGUGCCUGUUUGUGCCUAAGGUCUGUCUUCACCAGUAAAGUAUGAAAGUCGCCAUAUGACCUUUACUGUGUUGGUGCGAAAUACAAAAAAUCUUAUGACAGCAUAAAUUAGUAGUAGAUUCUAUAAUGCUUUAACAUGCAGAGCUCUUAUAAAUUGAUGUACAAUUAAUUUUCUCUAUAUUUUUCAGCCAGGGCUUAAAAGAAGAUGGUAGAACAUUCAAGUAUGCAAUGAUGUUAUUGAAGGAAUCUGAUUUGAAAAGCAUUUGGUGAGCUAUAAAGAAAUGGACUUAUCCAACCUUCCUCCACUCCAAGGGCAAAUUGCGAAUGCUCGGAGUUCUGUGGAAUUCCAUGACAUCGGUGCAGGAAUAUCUGGGUAUCUUUACGACAGGGACAAUCACCAGGAUGAUGAUCCGUGCCAGGUUAAAUCAUUCAAUGAGAAUGAUGGGGAAGAAGCUGUUAAAUGCCUGCGGAGAUGCUUUCAGGUAUUGGAACCAGGAUAUCACAUAGCAAGAAGAGGACCGGAUCAUGGAGGUUCUAGCUUCACUCACUGUCGGCACUCGACCCAGAUUGGACGGCGAUAUGUUAACCUACGUCAGACAUUAGAGGAACGAGCUCGCGUGGAACUCAUGAGAGACUGUUUGUAUCGGCUAAAAUUAUCAAUCACAUUUGUGCGUGAUUUACAGCAAUAAGUUAUGGAGGAGCAUAAAAUUUUAUAUAAAAUUACGCAUGAUUGUGUCGAUGAAUUUCCCGUUAGUAAAAUUUUCUGCCUUAAUGCUUUAUGUGAAGAUUUACGAACUUUAAUAGGUCAUUGGAAAUGUAUAAAACAAAAACUGCACACAAAUCGGUGGCUGCAACCGGUUCUCGGUUCAUUACAUUUUCAGCUCGACCGUAUAAAAUUAUCAUUGAUACAUUUACAAAACAAAGCUAUAUGGUGGCUCGAAAAGUUUGUUCAGAUAGGUUUACAAGUUUUUGCUCACGGAAAUGUGGACGCCUUAACGCAUGAAAUGAUAUGGAAUAUAACACGUGGUCUUGAAGAUCUGAACCGAAUUAUAAAUGGAUUACAACAUGACAAUCAUUCAUCUACCUCUAAAAUAGGCCUAAAAUCUUUUUGUACUCAACAUAUAAGUGCUUUAAGUCCAGAUUCUACAAACUCUGUAGCGAAUAUCGGAGAACACGUUAAAGCUAUUCCGUUUUCGAGGGUGCUAAGUAUAAUUGCCAAUGAGAGGUCAAGAUAUGCAGCUCUGGAAACACACCGAUUUUUUACGACAAAUCACGAAUUUGUGAAACUUCUUUAUUCAGGAAAAUUACCAAACUUUGUAUGGACAGAGGAAUCUAGUCACGUUAAUGAACGAGCUGAUAAAGACACCUCAGAUUAUCAUACUGCCACCGGUAGCAUGACAUCUCUUAGUGCAGCUAUACUAAAGGUCGGCAGUUUACGCGCACCUGAUUUGUCCGACUCAGAAUCUCCUUUAGUGGAACUAGCUCGACGAGAACACUCCUUUGCUGAAAACUUUCUUCUAAUUGUGUGCAAUUCGACGAACCUUUUGCGGAGAAAUGACCAUCAGAAAUCGAGGCGAGCUGUCAAGUACAGUCAGAGCAUGAUGAAUUCGGGUAAACCUCCGCGUGGUGAUACACCAGUGCUUUCUAGAAGUGAUUCUUUGAGGAAAUCAGUCUCCUGGGGUGAUUCUGCGGACAGCUCAAUAAAGUCGCAGCUGACGUCAAGGUACAUGGAUUCAUAUUGGAACCAUUUUGGAACCAGUUUAUACAUGAUGUUUUAUGAACCAUGUUGGGUACGGCAGAAGUCGCUGUAUUUCUCCGAGAUUGGUAGUGUUUUAAUGCUCAAUACCACAGUGAUAGCCCUUGUCAAACAUAUGAUUCAACAUGUCUGCCUCAAAGUAUCACCACCUUUAGACAAGGAUUCAACUAGCCAAUCAGGACCCCCAAAUAUGUUGCGUCACCCCAUUGACCCAAAGUAUCCCGACAUAGGUGUUCCAAUAAUCCUACCUGAUCCUUUCCCAGAUUUGUUCCCACCUGGUAGUGUCGUACCAAUGUUAAAUGCAGCUAGAAAAUGUCUCCAUACUUCAGCCUUUGGAGCCUGGGAUACAAUGAUGUGUGAAGCACUAGCCUCUAAUCGACGUGACAAAUGUUACCCCUGCCCUCUAGUGGACGGAGAUUACAGUACGAGAACCGGAAUGCUAUUACGAGAUACUUUCCAACCGGUGCUCAACCUGCUCAGAGAAAACCUUGGUGAAAACACCGAUCCGGCCCCAGGGGGUUUACCAGCAUCUGUAAAUGAGAUGGUUGCCGUGGCAUCAAGACUGGUGGCGACAUCUAGUGUUUCGUUGCUAUGGUGUCGUAAUAAAACACAUCAAUAUCUGGCAUCAAUGGCCAUUGGCAACUUCCUGCUCAUUUCGCAAACUGACUUAAAGAUUUUGAUUGACGAGUCCCGAUCUGCUCUAUACCAAACUCAGAUGGUCUCCAAGUCCCUGUCAUCAAAAGUAGGUCACGAUUCGGUCAUAGGAUUAGGUCAGAUCGCAAACCAGCUCAGUACAAUAAUGGACAGUCUACAGGGACUGUCUAGCCUUAGUAUGAAACAAUUCUCAAGAAAUUGUACGAGUUCUGCGAUGGAAUAUUUCAAAGGCAAUAUGCCAGUUGGAAAAGUGUGGAGGAAAAAACCAGAAGCAGGGAAAUUUUCAAAGUAA